AUGGCAUCAGCGUCAGAAUUCGAAGCAUUCGACGCGUACGACUUUGAGUCAGACCAGCAAUUCCAGCAGGGAUUGAACACUCUGCUGACAACCGCCGACACAGCAGACUCAGUUCAACGAGACAGUCUCGUUCUAAAGGCCAAAAUAUUCUUCUACAGCAAGAAAACAGGCACGUCAAUUGAUUUUAACGAAUACGAAUCUUGGAAAAACGAACACAACUUCGAGAAUUCUAGCUCAACCACGAAUUCUGACCCCAAUGAACCUUCGACUAACAGGGACAACUCAGCCGCUGGUUCUACUGAGUCAUAUCCACUAUCUUACCAAGCAAUUGUGGAGCUCAUCAUGUCAGGCAAGCCAGUUCCUGGCAUCAAACAAAUUCCCAACACAGUCCUUGGCGAAACAGCGUCAUCCCAACACACAGCAGCUGAGCGCAAAAAGCCCUGGGAAACCUAG
Molecule: messenger RNA, 453 nt
Organism: Sugiyamaella lignohabitans
Lineage: Eukaryota; Fungi; Ascomycota; Dipodascomycetes; Dipodascales; Trichomonascaceae
Exons: 1
Coding region: 1-453 (150 amino acids)
Source: RefSeq, a predicted model, not a curated record